Phycodurus eques (leafy seadragon) is the source of this 2428-nucleotide messenger RNA. It is a transcript of the gene hspa9, whose product is annotated as heat shock protein 9. Gene Ontology annotation, cellular component: mitochondrion; cytoplasm. The coding region runs from base 180 to 2222 and encodes 680 amino acids. Gene Ontology annotation, biological process: cellular response to unfolded protein; protein refolding. Gene Ontology annotation, molecular function: ATP hydrolysis activity; ATP-dependent protein folding chaperone; ATP binding. The record is from RefSeq and is a predicted model, not a curated record. NCBI's taxonomy places the organism in Eukaryota, Metazoa, Chordata, Actinopteri, Syngnathiformes, Syngnathidae. The transcript has 16 exons.
GAUAAUUCCAGAAGAAGCGUCGCACUUCUUUAGCCUCUCUGCUCACGUUACCUACCGGUAGUGGGACUGCGCCUCGGUACUAACAUUAAAAGGCAGGGAAUAUCGAAUAUUUGUCAAUAUUAUUCACUGUUUGACGGUUCAACUCGUUUUAUUACAUUUAGUUAGCCGAGCUGUCAAAAAUGUUGAGCGUUGCCAGAAGCGUUUCAAGGACUCUGGCGACAAGAAAUUGCGCACGCAAUGUGUCUUCUCUGCUAACCAAGGCUCACAGGAAUGGCCCCCAAUCUGAUGCUCUCCGAGCCCUGUCCAGAAGAGACUAUGCGUCCGAAGCCAUCAAGGGAGCAGUCAUUGGAAUUGACCUGGGAACCACAAACUCAUGUGUUGCUGUCAUGGAGGGUAAACAAGCAAAGGUGCUGGAGAAUGCCGAGGGAGCCAGGACAACUCCUUCUGUGAUUGCUUUCACCGCAGAGGGCGAACGCCUGGUUGGCAUGCCUGCUAAACGCCAGGCUGUCACCAAUCCUCAAAAUACAUUGUACGCCACAAAGAGACUCAUUGGCCGCCGCUUUGAUGACGCCGAAGUCCAGAAAGACUUGAAGAAUGUGCCCUACAAGAUUGUGCGUGCUUCUAAUGGGGAUGCUUGGGUGGAGGCUCAAGGAAAAAUGUACUCACCUAGCCAGGCUGGGGCCUUCGUCCUGAUGAAGAUGAAGGAGACUGCCGAGAACUACUUGGGAACUAAAGUGAAGAAUGCUGUCAUCACAGUACCAGCUUACUUCAAUGACUCUCAGAGACAGGCUACCAAAGAUGCUGGUCAGAUUGCUGGCUUGAAUGUCCUGCGUGUGAUCAAUGAGCCUACAGCGGCAGCGCUGGCCUAUGGCUUGGACAAAACCCAGGACAAGAUUAUUGCCGUGUACGAUCUCGGUGGAGGUACAUUUGAUAUCUCCAUCUUAGAGAUACAGAAGGGCGUUUUUGAGGUGAAGUCCACAAACGGCGACACCAUCCUUGGAGGCGAGGACUUUGACCUGCCACUACUCAAACACAUUGUCAAGGAAUUUAAGAGAGAGUCUGGUGUGGAUCUGAUGAAAGACAGCAUGGCCCUCCAAAGAGUCCGAGAGGCUGCCGAGAAGGCCAAGUGUGAGCUGUCGUCUUCGCUGCAGACCGACAUCAAUCUCCCCUACCUGACCAUGGAUGCGUCCGGCCCCAAACAUCUCAACAUGAAGGUGACCCGUGCUCAGUUCGAAGGCCUCGUGGUCGACUUGAUCCGUCGCACGAUGGCUCCCUGUCAGAAGGCCAUGCAAGACGCAGAGGUGUCCAAGGGUGACAUUGGAGAGGUGCUUCUGGUUGGAGGCAUGUCACGUAUGCCCAAGGUACAGCAAACUGUCCAGGACUUGUUUGGCCGUGCGCCCAGCAAAUCUGUCAACCCGGACGAGGCUGUUGCCAUAGGAGCAGCCAUCCAAGGUGGCGUCCUAGCAGGAGAUGUGACUGAUGUGCUGCUUUUGGAUGUGACACCACUGUCACUGGGAAUUGAGACUCUGGGUGGGGUUUUCACCAAACUUAUUAACCGGAACACAACCAUUCCCACCAAGAAGAGCCAGGUUUUCUCCACAGCAGCAGACGGACAGACUCAAGUGGAGAUCAAAGUGUGUCAGGGUGAGAGGGAGAUGGCGACAGACAACAAGGUGCUGGGUCAGUUUACUUUGGUGGGACUCCCCCCCGCGCCCCGUGGUGUUCCUCAAAUUGAAGUCACCUUUGACAUUGAUGCCAAUGGCAUCGUCCACGUGUCAGCCAAAGACAAAGGGACAGGCCGGGAACAGCAGAUUGUUAUCCAGUCAUCAGGAGGUCUUAGUAAAGAUGACAUUGAGAACAUGGUCAAGAACGCUGAGAAGUAUGCAGAGGAGGACAGGAGGAGAAAGGAGCGUGUGGAGGCUGUAAAUAUGGCUGAGGGCAUUGUUCAUGAUACAGAGUCAAAGAUGGAGGAAUUCAAGGACCAGCUUCCUGCUGAUGAGUGUGCCAAGCUGAAGGAAGAGAUCACGAAGGUCCGGGAUCUUCUGACCAACAAGGAUUCAGAAACGGGAGAGAACAUCAAGCAGGCAGCAAGCAACCUUCAACAGGCGUCACUCAAGCUCUUUGAAAUGGCCUACAAGAAGAUGGCGUCAGAACGCGACAGCAGCUCCGGCUCCAGCUCCAGCUCCAGCUCAGAGAGCGAGAAGAAAGAGGGCCAGCAGUAGACUGUUGCACUGGGUUUUUGUUGUCAGUUUGACAACAGGACUGGAGGGGAUGGAAAGGCUGUUGUGAAGCAGGAUUAUGUAUGGAUGUAUGGAUGCAUGUAUGCGUUUUGAUGUGGAUAUAUGCAGGCAUUGAACUGAAAUUUGGGUAGGUGGGUCACAAUUAUGUUGCAGUCUUUUGUAAUAAAAAAAAAAAAAAAAAAAAAAAA